AUGAUGAAACCAAGCCAUUCUAACAAUCAACCUGCUACUACUCCGCAAUUUCUAAAUGACAUUCUCAAGCAAUUAACCAACAAGUCAUCAAACAAAAAUUCCUUUCCCGUUGCUCCCUCUUCAAUUGUGUCGAAUAACAAUACAGCCACACCUUCGAAUAAUAGACAGGCAAGGUACUCGUCUUCCAAGAAUAACAAUAGAAAAUCAAACAAUAAUGUAAAUAACGGACACAGAAAGAAACGAAACAUUCAAAAGCCAAUUAAAAUCAUUCAAUCGAGAAGUUGGUUUGGCAGUGAAGACGAUUGGCUGCAGGGAAAUGUUGUUCCUGUUCAAAGUCCAAGUUUCUUGUUGUUCAAUCAAACUGAUUCAUCAGUUUUAAAACAAGAUUCGAAUAAUAAACAGAGUGUCGUUUCUGCUUUUGAUUUCUUCAAGAUUCAAAGGAAGGAAAGUAUUGCUGAACUCUCUCAAAACAACAACUCCUCUCUUAAAACAAUCAUUGCCAAUACAGAUCAAUCAGUGUGUCCAAUCUGUGAAGAAGAUUUGGAUAAAUCAUACGAUUCUCAGAGAAUGAAUUGGGUUUUGAGUGAGGCAGAGUUUUCACCUUCUCUGCAAUUAUAUGUCCACUCAAAUUGUUCCAAUUCAAAGAAGAGAAAAGUUAUUCCAAAUCAUUCAUCAGUCGAAACUUUGAAAAAGGUGAAAAUUUGA
Molecule: messenger RNA, 705 nt
Organism: Naegleria gruberi
Lineage: Eukaryota; Heterolobosea; Eutetramitea; Acrasida; Naegleriidae
Exons: 1
Coding region: 1-705 (234 amino acids)
Source: RefSeq, a predicted model, not a curated record